Molecule: messenger RNA, 1964 nt
Organism: Rhincodon typus (whale shark)
Lineage: Eukaryota; Metazoa; Chordata; Chondrichthyes; Orectolobiformes; Rhincodontidae
Product: GEM interacting protein
Exons: 15
Coding region: 258-1964 (568 amino acids)
Biological process (GO): activation of GTPase activity; negative regulation of GTPase activity
Cellular component (GO): plasma membrane
Molecular function (GO): GTPase activator activity
Source: RefSeq, a predicted model, not a curated record
UGGGGUCGAUGCCCUUCAGAGGGCUGGGAGCAGGUAGCCGCUGUCUGCUAGAGGGACCUGCGUGAUGCCAGCCUCUCUCAGCUGGGCACCGAGCCCUGUCUCCCGCCUCCCUGCCAACCCCCUCAACUAAAGCGUUAACAAGCCCCUCUCGCUACUUCUCCCUUCGCUGUUGAGUGACGGCUGCUCCACUGAACAGCAAAGAGCUGUCGCUGCAAUUAACUGGUGACUGAGGUGUCAGCAUUGGAGGUGACAGAAACAUGGGGGAUGCAAAGGAGAACGGACUGAGUGAUCAAGGCGAAGGUAAUGAAAAGCCGAGACGUUACAGUGAAAUAUUCCGGGAGCUGGAUGCGCUAGAAAUUUCCUUCGGAAACUCCACAGUCGACCUCUUCAUGAUGGAAACAGAGGACAGCUUCAUUUCCACUGACCCAUCUCCAGAUGAAGAGAUUGCGGUGAAUGAGGAUUUCUACUCAGAAUAUCACCACGACUUGAUCAAGGAGCGAGAUGCUAUCCAGACAAACGUGGAAGAGGCCGAUGAAAUGCUGAUGAGGUGUGAAGGAGGUGUCGAAUCAGCCCUUCUAUAUGCCAAACUCUGGGCCAAAUACACAAAGGAACUGCUGUCGUGGAUGGAAAGGCGGAUCUCUGUGGAAAUUGAAUUCUCGAAGAGCAUGGUUCGGAUGGCCGAAAUGACCAAGAAUUCAAUCAACCAAGAGAAAUUCAUGCCUUUUCAAUACAUUUAUAUGAUGGCUCUGCAGCAUGACAUCCAACACAGUCAGAGGACAAUUAAAUCCAGGAAUUCACUGCAGCACAAUAAAUAUAUCCAGCCUCUGAUGUUGAGAAGAAACGAACUGGAGAAACAGCGGCGGGACUUUAAGGAGCAGUGGCAGAGGGAGCAACGUAAAAUGAAUGAUGCAUUGACAGCACUGCGGAAGUCAAAACAGAUGUACUAUCAGCGCUGUGAGGAUUUUGAAAAGGCGAAACAGCAAAGCGCAAAGGCAGAGGAAGAGCAGCUUUCCAUGAUUGUCAGUGGUACUACCCCCGGCAGUGCCAGCAAGCAACUGGAGAAACGCAGGCGGUCAAAGGAUGAAGCGCAGAUAAAGGUUCAAGAAGCCGAGAUUUAUUAUAGAAACUGUGUUUUCGAGGCCAACAUCAAGCACAAGGAACUGGACACACUGAAAGUGAGGAUUGUUACACAGCUUCGUAAACUCAUCGACCAGGGUGACCUCAUACUGAAAGAGGUCUCUGUGAACCUGUUCCAAAUGCAGGAGGAACAAAUCGAACAAGUGCCGCUGGCCUUCCACUCACUGCACGAGAACAUCAAACCUUACGAGCCUGGCCAGAAAUAUUUUGAGUUUAUUCAGAAUCUGGAUAAGAAAAUGCAGCCUAUGGAGUUCUAUGCGUUUGAGGAGUUUGCUACCCCCAGCAGGAGGUCGUCCCCUACUGGAAGGAGAAGAAGUGGUACCAAUUUGCUGCAUCGAUCGUCAGCAUCUUCUGGUGACUUGCUGAGCUUGUCAGACGAGUUUGAAAACAAACUGAUGUUUCGAAAUGCAGUUGGGACCAAACCUGCUUUAAGUGAUUCAGAAAGCACUGGAGUGAGCAGUGAAUCACGUUCCUUGGAUUCCCCGAUGUCCAGUCCAGCUCAUUUCGGUAGGAAGCUACCAAAAGCCAUGUCUUCUGCAAUAUCUCUAGAUGAAUUUGAAGAGAGAGAUUUGAACCGAUCACAAGAUAGUGAUUUGACCGACUUGAUCAAUGAAACUCCAGGAACGGCAGGGCGUUUCAAGAAAAUCUCACUCUCCAAAGCAGCACAGACUCACCGCCUGAGGAAACUCCGAGCACCGAACAAAUGCCGCGAGUGUGAAGGCCUCAUUGUGGUGAAUGGAGCCGAGUGUGAGGAGGUGAGGUGUCUGAGGCAUUGCUAUUAUUAUCCAGGCACCAUCAAGUGCAGUCCAAGGUGGCACAAACUAUGA